Prorocentrum cordatum is the source of this 1482-nucleotide messenger RNA. Lineage: Eukaryota; Dinophyceae; Prorocentrales; Prorocentraceae. The record is from the annotation of a GenBank genome assembly.
AUGGUCGGAUCGUCGUGGAGGUCGAAAAUCAUGGACGCUUUGCGUAUCCCCAUUUGCUUGAGUCUUGGUUCAGCUUUGAUUUGUUGCUCGACGUUCAGCAUGCUCUCGCCACUGCGGUCCUGCAAGGAUGGGCAAGGCGGCCUGAAGGCGGAGCAUUGGGACUACGUGGUCCCCAUCAGCCCGGGCGACUUGGAUGCGAAGUGGGCUUCGCAGUUUCCCUUGGAGACGAGGGGGCGCUACAUCAUCAACCAGAGAGGAGAUCGCUUCAAGCUCAAGGGGGUUAACUGGUACGGCGCGAGCGACGUCCACCACGUGGUCGGCGGCCUGGACGUGCAGAGCCUCGACGUCAUCUGCCGGUCAGUGCUGGACCUUGGCUUCUCCACGGUGCGGCUGCCGUUCUCCAACGAGAUGUUGCGCAGCCAGGUCGGCAAAGGAGCCAUCAGCUUCAGGUACAACCCGCAGUUGGAAGGGCUCUCUGCCCUCGAGGUGUACGACGAGGUGGUACGCUGCCUGGGGAAGCAUGGCGUAGCAGUGAUCGUCAACAACCACACCACCUACGGCGAAUUCUGCGGCCCUCCCAGCAAGAACAGCCUGUGGUUCGAUCCCGGCUCGCAGCACACCGAGGAGCAGUGGAUCAGCGACUGGGCGAUGAUGGCGCUGCGCUAUCGCGACUGCCCGCACGUGGUCGGGUACGACCUCCGCAACGAGGUCCGCCCGCGCUGGGGCUUCACGCCCAAGUUUGGCACGAACGGUCGAGGUGGGCGCAGGAGCUCCCAGUGCGACUGGGCGCGCGCGGCCCACCGGGCGGCGGGCAGGCUCCUGCGCGUGCAUCCCGCGGCGCUGAUCGUGGUGGAGCGCAUCGCGUGGCCGCAGCGGCCGCUCGCGGCCUACGCAGCGAGCCCGGGGCCGCUGCUGCCCGGGCUCGGGGGGCGGCUGGUGCUCGCGGUGCACCACUACCAGUGGAGCGGUCCGGGACGCUUCCUGCCGAGCUGGUCGGUGCCGCGCCGCUGGGGCUGGGCUCUGCGGCUGCUGCGGUUCCUCGGCGCGGUCUCGAAGGACAACUACGGGGACAUGGACAGGAAGCGCCUGCGGGAGCAGCUCCAGAGCGAGUGGGGGGACAUCCUCGACUCCGGCACCUGCCCCGUCUGGGUCAGCGAGUUCGGUGCGGACCUCUCCAAUCCGGGGGAGGUGGGCUGGCUUCGGGACUUCACCAGCCUGCUGGCUGAGAAGGACGUGGACUGGGCCUACUGGCCCCUCAACGUGGGGCCGAAGCCUGGCUGUGGGGAGGACGAGGCCUACGGGGUGCUGGACGCGAGGUGGAGGCCCAAGGCGAACAGCGACUUGCGCCUGGACCUCCUGCGGGCGGCCGGGUUGACGCCCGCGGAGCGCCGCGGCGAGGAGGCGGCGGCCGGCGCCGGGGCCCCGGUCUCCGAGCCUUGCCCGAGCGGCGCCUUACUACCGCAUGCCGUCUCUGAGGGGUAA